This is a messenger RNA of Sardina pilchardus (European sardine), 578 nucleotides long. It is a transcript of the gene cd164l2, whose product is annotated as CD164 sialomucin-like 2. The record is from RefSeq and is a predicted model, not a curated record. Bases 38 to 445 code for a protein of 135 amino acids. Gene Ontology annotation, cellular component: cytoplasmic vesicle. The transcript has 6 exons. Lineage: Eukaryota; Metazoa; Chordata; Actinopteri; Clupeiformes; Clupeidae.
GUUGCUUGGGACACUGCUGACAUUGGAGGUGAUCCAGAUGAUCACUGCCCAAACUGCAGCAGAUGAUGGGGCUAGUGGAGAUUGCAAGCAGAUGGAUUCUUGUGAUCAGUGUGUGAGCCUUUCCCUCAACGACACACGAUGCGUCUGGAGGAUCUGUGACAAUGAAAACAACACUGGGUGUGUAUCUGAUACUGAAGACUUUCAGGACUGCAACAGGUUAAACGAAACAGACAUGUGUUCAGGCACUGAUAUUGAUAUUGAUAUUGAUAUUGACAUAGACACCAAACCAGCUCCCGCUCCAGAGUUCUCCCAGGCUUCAUUUGAUCUGUCCAGCUUCAUUGGGGGGAUUAUUCUUGUACUGGUGCUUCAAGCAGGAGGCUUCUUUGCUAUGCGGUUCCUGAAGACAAAGGACAGCACCUAUGAAACCAUAGAUCAGCCCCAGUAGUGGAACAUCUUAAAAGCAUAAAGAAGUGAUGGGUGAUAUCUGCCAUCUUGAUAAUAUUUCAUUGUUAAUUUUAUUUCUUAGUUAAUUGUAUGUCACACUGAAUACCUAUAGUUUCUGCCACUAUCUAUGUCUG